Molecule: messenger RNA, 2279 nt
Organism: Larimichthys crocea (large yellow croaker)
Lineage: Eukaryota; Metazoa; Chordata; Actinopteri; Sciaenidae
Gene: sars1
Product: seryl-tRNA synthetase 1
Exons: 11
Coding region: 1-1542 (513 amino acids)
Biological process (GO): seryl-tRNA aminoacylation
Molecular function (GO): ATP binding; serine-tRNA ligase activity
Source: RefSeq, a predicted model, not a curated record
AUGGUGCUCGACUUGGACCUGUUUCGGACCGACAAAGGCGGCGACCCAGAACUCAUCCGUGAGACUCAGAGGAAGAGGUUUAAAGAUGAGGCACUCGUUGAUAAACUGGUGGCCGCAGACACGGAGUGGAGAAAGUGCCGCUUCGCUGCAGACAACCUCAACAAAGCCAAGAACCUCUGCAGCAAGAGCAUUGGGGAGAAAAUGAAGAAGAAGGAACCAGUCGGGGAGGAUGAGUCUGUGCCUGAAGAAGUUCAAAACCUGGAGUCCCUUACAGCUGAAACACUAUCGGCCCUGACAGUAAGCCAGAUCAAGAAGGUGCGGUUGUUGGUGGACGAGGCGAUAGAGAAAACCGACAGCGAGCGGAUAAAGCUGGAGGCCGAGCGCUUCGAGUACCUGAGGGAGAUCGGCAACCUUCUGCAUCCAUCUGUACCCAUCAGCAACGACGAGGAUGCAGACAACAAAGUGGAGCGCACCUGGGGCGACUGCACCGUCCAGAAGAAGUACUCCCACGUUGACCUGGUGGUCAUGAUCGAUGGCUUUGAUGGAGAGAGGGGCGCUGUGGUGGCUGGGAGCAGAGGUUACUUUCUGAAGGGGCCCCUGGUGUUCCUGGAGCAGGCUCUGAUCAACUACGCCCUGAGGAUCCUCCACAGCAAGAAAUACACCAUGCUCUACACGCCCUUCUUCAUGAGGAAAGAGGUCAUGCAGGAAGUCGCCCAGCUCAGCCAGUUCGACGAAGAGCUUUACAAGGUCAUCGGUAAGAGCAGCGAGAAGUCAGACGACAGCGCCAUCGAUGAGAAGUACCUCAUCGCCACCUCCGAGCAGCCCAUCGCAGCCUUCCUGAGGGAUGAGUGGCUCAAGCCCGAGGACCUGCCCGUCCGAUACGCCGGCUUCUCCACCUGCUUCAGACAGGAAGUGGGCUCCCAUGGCCGGGACACCCGCGGGAUCUUCAGGGUGCACCAGUUUGAGAAGAUCGAGCAGUUUGUCUAUGCCUCCCCACAUGACGGCAAAUCAUGGGAGAUGUUUGAUGAGAUGAUCGGGACGGCAGAAGAGUUCUACCAGUCUCUAGGAAUUCCUUAUCGCAUUGUCAACAUCGUCUCCGGUGCCCUGAAUCAUGCAGCCAGUAAGAAGCUGGACCUGGAGGCCUGGUUCCCUGCCUCUGGGGCGUUCAGAGAGCUGGUCUCUUGCUCAAACUGCACUGACUACCAGGCCAGGCGCCUCCGCAUCCGCUACGGACAGACCAAAAAGAUGAUGGACAAGGCAGAGUUCGUGCACAUGUUGAACGCAACCAUGUGCGCCACCACACGCGUCAUGUGUGCGAUCCUGGAGAAUUACCAAACCGAAGAAGGCAUCGUUAUUCCAGAGAAGCUCAGGGACUUCAUGCCUCCUGGUCUGACAGAGAUCAUUAAGUUCGUGAAGCCCGCCCCCAUCGAUCAGGAGAUGUCUAAGAAAUCAAAGAAACAGCAGGGAGGAGGGAAGAAGAAGAAGCAGGACGCAGGAGACCAGAACCUGCCCGACGCCAUGGAGACCAUGUCCGUCUCAUAGACUCCACACACGACGGCAGUGUCGCUUCACCAACCACACAGAUAGAAACCGAUGGGGCAGAGCCUUGUGUGUACUGAUGGAGGUUAAUGAAGGCGGGCUCUGGCCUGUCUGUGUCUAUCUGGAUGGAUGGUGGAGUUCAUCUCAGCCUUCAUUCACCUAAAGCACACUGAAAAAGGGAAUCUGUGUGUGCUCAAACCUCAUCUACAUCUUCUCUUCAGAGUCCACUGAUCACCUGUAUGUCCGUCUGUCUGUCUAUCCCUUCUUUACAUCUGCAGCAACACUGAGCCUAAAACAAACAGAUAAGCCUCCGAAUCAGCUGCUACAUUUCUGGUUUCUGUCACUGGUGUACAGUUCAGAUAAACCACUGCUACGUGUUCAAAUCUCUCACUGAAAAGCAUGUUUGUUUUUUUUGUCUGAUUCAUUGGCUCUUUGUUGAGACCAGAAGCUGCAUCCCUUCUGUAAAACGUAUUUGAUUACUUUGUGUCUGAAAUGGUUUUAGAGUUGAUCAAACUGUAAUUCAGGAUCUUGUGAAAGCGAUCAGGUAUUUGUCUGUUUUAGGCUUCGCUUCGUUGUCAUCUUCCACCCACUGUCGCUUCAUGUCACUGUUGACCAUCAUGCUGAGCACCGGCUCAUGAUGGAAAUGCUGACAUUGUCCGUAUGUGCUUGCUGAAAUAAAGACAUAUAUCGAAGUGGCACUCACUGUAAACAAAUAUUAAAUACAGUUAAUAUGGAACAUC